Molecule: messenger RNA, 1752 nt
Organism: Lobosporangium transversale
Lineage: Eukaryota; Fungi; Mortierellomycota; Mortierellomycetes; Mortierellales; Mortierellaceae
Product: DTW domain-domain-containing protein
Exons: 4
Coding region: 1-1752 (583 amino acids)
Molecular function (GO): protein binding
Source: RefSeq, a predicted model, not a curated record
AUGGCGUUCAAAAUUCAUCGACCUUGUCAACUCACCGAUUUGCCAGAUGAGAUUAUUCUCAGGAUAUUUUCUGUAUUCAUCAACUUGGAAGAAUCGUCGACAGAGAAUCUGCUAAUUGAACGCGACGAAUCUCAGAAAACCAGCAAUAACAACAGCAUUAAUAGUAGUCGUAACGAUACAGCUAUUACUGCUAAUUCUGGUUCCCCUAAUAACAAUAACGCCAAGAAAUACAAAAAGGCUAAGAGGGAGCGAAAUCGCUCAGCUGUAGGACUAGGAGCUCGUACACUUUGUCGUUUAUGCUGUUGCUCCCAUCGAUUCAAUCAUUUAGCUUCUGCAGAUCAACUCUGGCAACCGCUCACAUUGGCACGAUUCCCAGAUCGGCAUUGGCCUACCACAGAUCAGAAGAAUUUGGGACUUAUCCAUGUACGUCGGGAACACCAAUUGAAAAUCUUAAAGUCAGCUUCAUCAUCAAGCCCAUUAUCAUUAUCAUCCGCCACUGUAGGAUCGAGUCUUUCGUCAAUCAAAGCCGAGAGUCAUUAUAAAACGAAUGGCAAUACAGUCUUAGAUGUUGUUACUGUUGCUCAUGAGGACAAGGGCUCAAAUGAUUUUUCUGAUCCGCCAUACGACCAUCAAGAUGACUCAAAUAAGAAACAGAAGCGGACCAAAUUUUAUUCGCGUUUUGAACAACGAGCUCAUCGUCGACGGUUUGCUACAUUGGACCCCGAAUUGAAGCAUACACCUUUAGCAUGGACGAACACCAUGUGGACUUGGAAGCGGACAUUUUUUGGUGACUAUCGUUUUGUGGAAGCUAAAGACGUGAGUACUCCCAAUCGAAUCGAUCAUGCGAUCCAUAGAAACAAUAAAGACCAAGAUCUAGCAGUAGAAACGCGUCAGGAAUGUGGUCGCUGUUGGAGGCCAAUUCGAUCUUGCAUUUGCACUGCAUUAACGUCGCAGCAGUAUUGUAAUUGUCGUGUCCGAAUCAUGAUACUGCAGCAUCCAAGAUGUCAGGUUAGCAUUGGUACGAUUCGGAUCCUGAAGUUGUCCUUUAAGUAUUGUCAAAUCAUUAUUGGCAAGGACUUUAAGGAAGGACGAUCAUCAGAGCUCGAUGAAGCUUUAAAAGACCCAGAUUGUACACCAUUACUACUUUAUCCCAGCCAUGAAGCGACCGAUAUCCAUUCUUUGGCACCCAUGGGUUCGGUCUCAUCUAUGGAGCAGCCAUCUGUCACCAGCACACAAUCAACGACAAUAUCUUCGCUUAAUCAUUCUCGCUACUAUUGCCAGGGAUGUAUCCACUCCCAUCCAUCAUCGACAUCGACACACAUUAAUACUCUAAAUUAUGGUAAGAAGGCGAAGGACACUGAAGAAGAGAAGGAGGAAGCGAAGGGGUUAUCAGGAUCAACAUCGUACCCAUAUAAGCUUAUUAUUGCAUUGGAUGGCAGUUGGUCCCACGCCAAGAUCAUGUAUCGAUGUAACCCACGGUUGCAACAGCUCACGCAGAUCAAAUUCCCAAAUCCACCACAGUCUAUAUACCACGACCUUAAACCGGAGCCUAAACCAACUUACACCUCAACUGCUGAGGCUGUAGGACAAGCGGUGGCGUUGCUUGGAUGGCCAGAGACUAAAGCUGAACAGUAUGAUAAAGAUGCUAUGUCAGAUGCACAAUCCUUAAUGGAGGAUUUGAUUAGGCCGCUCAAAACAAUGAUCGGAAUCCAAGAUAUGAUUGCACAAGACCAGCAGAAACAACCUGAAUAA